AGUUUGCCCGCGUCCAUUGUGAUAUCUGCAUGCUUUUUUAGUGCUUCCUUAGUAGUGGCAUAGAAAAUUCCCUCAAAUUGUACAAAAAUACUGAACCACCCACACAAAUAAAAAUAUGUCUUCACCCACUGAGGAAAAAUCCUCAAAUGCAGCAUCUCUUAAUAAAACGCCGAGUCAGCAGAAGUUGGGCAAGGAAAUGGGAGAAGUUUCGGGGAAUGAUGAGUAUGAGAGUUGGAUGAAGUCACGGCAGCUGCAGAGGCCAGAAGAUCAGCUGGACCUCACAGAAGCUGAGCUGAGUGAGGAGAUUCCAAAGUUGCUAACAACAGAAAAUACUAACAUUGUGAAGAAUCUCGUUAUCUACAGCUUCAAGGAUGGAGGAUUUGUCACUGCUCCAACUGUGGGGAAUACGGUGACCCUGUUUCAAUUUGAAGGAUCCUCCCUCCAUUUGGAAUCCGCAGAGGCAAAAGCCCAAUUGGCUACAAUGGGGGAAGAUGAAGUUGAGGAAGAAACUGAGAAGACAGAAGAGAAGACUCCUGUUGUGGAUCAGGACAUUCAGGAGGUAGAUAAGGAGGUGGAUCCUGAUGCUGAUGGUGCAGAUGGCGAAGCAGCUGAUGAUGAAGUGCUGGAUGAUGAUCCAACUGGUGGACAAGGUGGUCCAAAAAAGAAGCUAAUUAAUCAAUUUAAUUUUUGCGAGAGGGCUGCUUUAACAACCAACAAUCCAUAUCGCACCGUGGAGACGCAAACAAUCCCACCGCCAAGAUCUACUUUCGGUGGGAAUGUUCUUCAGUGGGUCAUCUACGAUUCCUACGCUGAAGACUAUGCACAGCAGCAGAAGGAGCGUGAGAAGGACACCAAGAAGCCAACACCGAAGAAGGAUGAAUCGAAGAAAAAGGAAGACAAAACGAAAGCUUCAGAGCAACUCAACCGGAAGUAUCUCCAAAGCUGGCAGAUUCUCGAAAGGAUGGUCAAUCAGAAUAUUUACGAUGAAAUAGCUCAAGAUUAUAGAUAUUGGGAAGAUCCUUCAGAUGAAUUUAGAGAGGAAGAGGGAACCCUUUUGCCAUUGUGGAAAUUUUCCUACGAAAAGACCAAGAAACUCAGUGUGACUGACCUCUGCUUCAAUACGCUCUACUACGAUUUAUAUGCCGUCUGCUUUGGUUCUAUGGAUUUUGUGAAGCAAUCAGCUGAAGGAUCUGUCUGCCUCUUCACUAUGAAGAAUCCUUCAUUUCCAGAUUAUCGCAUUUGGACAGAGAGCGGUGUUAUGUGUUGUGAUAUCCAUACCAAGUAUCCCUAUCUCUUGGCUAUCGGGAUGUACGAUGGUAAUGUUGCCGUCUACAACCUUCAAACUAAUACGCGUGAACCCAUGUACAUGUCGCAGGGAGUCAAUGGGAAGCAUCUGGAAUGUGUGUCAGAGAUCAAAUGGGGACCAGAUAUGACGGAUGGAGAGCUAAAUUUCUAUUCAGCCUCAACAGACGGACGAGUCUUCAACUGGGUCCUCAUGCAGAAUAAACUCGCCAUCACACCAAUAAUGACGCUCUAUCUGAAUCGCGAACUUGGAGGAUGUCCCGACGGAACGGAUAUUCGACUAAAAGGCUGCGCCACGUGCAUGGUGUUUCAUCCAACCAACACUGAGGUCUUUCUUGUAGGAACAGAAGAAGGACUCAUUUUUAAAUGUAGCACAGCCUACAGUUCGAAGUAUUUGAUGACCUACCAGGCACACUAUCUUCCAAUCUAUCGCAUUGAUUUCAACAAGUACAACUCCAAUAUUUUUGCAUCCUGCUCUGGAGAUUGGAGGAUCAAAGUCUGGGAGGAUAUGCGGGAAGAGCCUCUCUUCAUCUUUGACCUAGCUGCAAGCGUUGGAGAUGUUAAAUGGGCGCCAUAUUCUAGUACAGUAUUUGCAGCAGUUACCACCGAAGGAAAGGUUUUCGUCUUCGACUUGAAUGUCAACAAAUACAAACCCAUUUGCAUCCAAGCUGUUGUGUCCAAAAAGAGGAAUAAACUCACAAGAUUAGCCUUCAACCAGAAGCUUCCUUUCAUCAUUGUCGGGGAUGACAAGGGUACAACAAUUUCUCUCAAACUCUCACCGAAUCUCCGUUUGAAGGUGAAACCGCCGAAGAAGCAACAAUGGAUGGAUCAGGCAACGCUCGAAGCACAAAAGCUCGAAAAGCUCCUCUCAUUGGUACGAGAACUUCCUGAAGGUGAAAAGAUCAAAGAUACAGCCACAACUGUUGCUUCGGGACGAAAUUAGAAAAAUUCUUGAUUUGUUUGUAAAAUUCACAAGUCUCAUGUUAAAGCACUUGAUGUU
Lutzomyia longipalpis is the source of this 2302-nucleotide messenger RNA. RefSeq names its product dynein intermediate chain 2, ciliary. The transcript is spliced from 13 exons. The record is from RefSeq and is a predicted model, not a curated record. The coding region runs from base 116 to 2245 and encodes 709 amino acids. Gene Ontology annotation, molecular function: dynein heavy chain binding; dynein light chain binding. Gene Ontology annotation, cellular component: outer dynein arm. Gene Ontology annotation, biological process: cilium movement; outer dynein arm assembly. NCBI's taxonomy places the organism in Eukaryota, Metazoa, Arthropoda, Insecta, Diptera, Psychodidae.